UAUGCUGAUUCAAUUUCAGUUUCUAUAUCUUCUUGUUGGUUGUGUGUGUGUAACUUUUGCUAACGGUCCAGACAGCCUCAGCUAUUGGGUGGUAUAAAAAUGAAAUAAAGGAUAAAAUAGAUCUUAAGGAACAUUUAAUAACUAGUUCCCAUGGAAACAUAAUCUGUAGCUCCCCAUGUAUGUAGUCAUUUGGCCAGGACCAUCUAUGCAAUCUGUUGAAAUACUUCUGACUUGAUUAACCCUCUUAUAUCCAAAAACUUCCAAAUCCUAUAAUAGUAUAGUAGCAUAAACUAUAACAUAAAACUGUAAUUAUUAUGGGUACUUAACUCUGAAACUCUACAUGUGGCUGUUACAUAAUGUCUGUUUCUAUUCUUCCCCCAAAUAAAUGAUGAAACCACUUAAACCAUGGACUUAAGUGUUUGUUACAGCACAGGAUCAAACUCCUUGGGUGUUGUAGUAAGUAGCUGCAGGAUAAGUCAAAAUGUCUUUGCAGCAAUUCUGCAAGAAUAGGAAAGGUCACAAGUGAGGUAUGUAGCUGCCAAAAUAGGGUGAUUGCUCAGAGACUCAUAGAGGUAAAUACCCACUGAAUGGGGACAAAUGCUUGUAAAGUGAGAUAAGUAGCUGCAGGAUCAAGCUGCAUGCCAAUCCUGCAAUAUAGUUAAGUGGUGGCAUGAUUAUAAUGAAGGUGAACAGUGCAGGUGAGUAGCUGAAGGACUUGGAUAAAUGGCCAAAUAAACAGAAGAAGCUGCAGAAUCAGUGAUAAUGUUUAUGUAACAAUGCCAGCUUUAUAUAAGGUGCUAUAGAGGCAGGUUGGUCUAUUCCUGGGGUUGCUAUGGAAGAAAGCAAGUCUUCUCUUGUCCACUUGUUCUUUCAUGUUCUGACUGCUGCUGACUACACUAGAAAGCAUCUUCUUGCCUAGCAGCCACUCCUCUGUUUCAGCCCUUUAGCCUUUUAAUGAGCCAGCUGUUCCUUUUAUCCUCCUACCACCCUAUUGUAUAUCUUCUGUUUGGUGUUUCUUUUCGGUUGCCCUUUUCAUUCAUGCAUCCUGAAUUUCUUUAUCCCAGUUCUAUCUUCUCCCUCUCUGCCCUAAGGUUCCAGCAUUCAGACUGUUAUCCUGUGCCUCUGCCUCACGUUUCCUUUUUCCCUCAUUGUCCCAGAACCAUAUAAAGAGCUCUUGCCCUGAUUCCCUUAGCUUCUGUUUAACCACCUCUAACUGUAGUUGGCUACAGUCAUUCAGCAACUGGGGAUGCCUGCAGGAUUAUAUGGAACAGUGCCCCUGCCUUUGUUCCUCACAAUGUCUAGCAACAACAGUUAGUGAACAGGUUCACAUGGCAAGACAACCCAUCAUUGGCUGCUACCCAGUUAUAUCAUGCAAACGUGGUUUUAUUCCCACAGAGAGGCUUGGGGCAAUAAGCCACCCUGACAACCCACAGUUCAUUCCAGGGGUUCUUAUGCACAUGGUGGGUUGCCAUGUUCUUCAAACCCAGGGAACCAAUCCCACCAUGGGUACUAUACAUCGGCUACCAAGCCUGUUUGCAAGAGCAGCAAAACCCCUUGGCAUUUUUGCAAGUGCUCCCUUGCAACUCCCAGUGCCAACCAGCCCCAAAGUCUCCACAAAGUCUCCAUAGCUUGCAAGCCUUCUAUCCUUGUGUUGGCCAAGUCCUUGCUGGUGGCCCUCAAGCAGUGGGCCCUGUGGCAUCAUUGCAUGCAUUGAGAUACUGAAAGAUUCCAUAUGGCCCAGUCAUGAUUGGACAGCCAGUGAGGCAUAGUGGCAAGAGUGUUGCACUGGGACUCAAGAAAUCCAGAUUCUAGUGCCCACCCAGCCAUGAAGACCCCGGGUGACUUGGCCCAGCUACUGACUCUCAGUGUAACUGACCUCACAGGGUUGGUGUGGAUAAAGUAGGGAGGAGAAGAAUCACUGGCACCACCUCGGGUUCCUUGGAGAAAAACAUUGUGAGGUACACGUUUUUAAAAAUGGCUCUCAUAUUUGAAGGCACAUGGGCAGGAAGCUAGCAUGACUGCCAUAUCUGUAUCCUUUGGAGCUUUCCUGGUUGUGUGUUUUUCUCAGCACAGGACUGCUCCAUUACGGCUUUCCUACCAGCACAUAGUUGCUUUCCCACCCCACCAUUAUAUUUGUUUGGUUGUUGAACUAUUCGUGCUGGAUGGAGGUUCGCAACACAGGUAGCAUUAGGGUAGAUGCUGCUACCAUUGUUCACAGCUGCUUUUCUGAAGAUAGUCCCCUCUCCAAAAAGCUGAAAGAAAACAGUGGUUAUAUUUAUUGAUUACAUUUAUUUAUAUCCUGCCCAUUCCCAGUUAUAAAACAUGGCAGAUCACACGCAAAAUAAAUAAAAAUCCUGAGCUCAUAUGCCACAGGAAUGACAGCUCUACAGCAGCCUUCCAAGCCUAUUGUUCACAUGUUUUGGCCAGGGAAUCCUAGGAGUUAUAGUCUGGCACAUCUGCAGAGCACCAGGCUUGGAAAGGCUGCUUUACCAUAUUUUCUCUCCGCAGAACUAUCGUAACAAUCUAAGUGUAAUUUCUGUACAGCUUCUUCCCGGUAUUUGUUUCUUUACUUUUGGAGUGAUGUGUUUGUCCCUGGGAAAGGGGAGGAAUGCUUCCACAGAGGUACUCUUAAUUGCUGAGAAAUUGCUCUUCCUCCAAAACAGAUCAUCUGAGGUUCAGGGGGCUUAUAUAAUUUAUUCAGCUGAAUCCAAGACAUGUACAUUUUCAAUACUCACUGUCUAAUUGCCAGCUCACUACCUAAUGCUAUGUAGGGUGGAGGCAGAAACAUAUUACACAUAGGCCUGUUUGGGUCAAACCCAAAAAUGAGCAGAGUAAAAAUUCUGUAAGUUUGUGAUCAUGCAGACACCAGGACUUAGGGUGUGAGUGGGGGCAGAGGGGUUGUAACAUCUCCCCUGCUGCAGAGAUCUGAAGACCUCUAAAGCUUGCAUGUUUUUGAUGGCUUUAUGGAUGGCCUAAGAAAAAUAUUACACCAAAACCAGACUUCGGAUAUUUUUUUUAAUAACUGGCAGGGCUACCUUUGCUUUCCAUAGGGCUAUAAUGGCUUAACAGAUAAAUACCACAUGCCGUAAAAAAACAAACACACACACACACACUGGUUCACAGCACCUGGAAGGGUAUGUUUAUAUGUAUUACAUUUCCUUUUAUGCUAUUUCCUCAUCCAGUAACAGAAUUCCAGUGGAGAAGUGACGUGUUGUAGCUUAGAGCCUGGGGUCAGAUUCCUUACACUUCUAACCAGCAUAGUGUUCUCAAACCCAAGCCAAUUCUCAUUAAUAGAACACUUUCAUGUGAUCCAGAGGGAAGGGGAUCCCUGCACAGAAAAGGAGUAAAAGGCAGUGAAGGAGAUAAAAUCAGGGAAGAAAAGGUUUCUUUUUUAAAUUGGAGCCCUCACCAUCCCCAUCUGAAGAUUCAGUGCCACCCUGGCCCAGGAAGCGGGACAAGAACAACAGCCUUGUUCAUUCCCAACAGAAAGGAUAGAAGAGCCACGCAAUAUCCUUCGGGUUGGGAAACCCCUCGCAUGGCAUCAUUCAAGAGGCCUCUAGACUGAAGUGCAUUGUGGAAAAAUCCCUUGUUUUGCUAUAAAUCUCAUUUGCCUAUAACUUCGUACAAUAAUUUGAAGCUGGCUUGUUUCAUAUAAACGGGUGAUCUGGAAACCUACAUGUCAAAAUGGGCAAUGAAAACAGCAACCCAGAAAAUCAGGAAGUUCCAUCAGUUCCAGAGACAGUCCAGCUGCCCCCUGAUGAGAAAGAAAUAAAAAAGAAAAAGCAGAGGAAAAGGAACAGGGGCAGACCUGCUGAGCAAGAUGACUUGGAUAGUUCACCUUUAGAUUCUGCUCCUCCAUUACCAUUGCCAGGUAAUGGCUCCUUCUUAAGUGGAAGCGAUACAAGAGGCAACUGGCCAUUAGUGCCUUAUUGGAAGGAAGGGGAGCUCUACCAGUCACUUGCCCCAAAGAAUCUUCUUUUUGCUGGGGUCGAUGUAAAUGAAGAUUCAAGGUCCCAGACCUCAGGCAUAAACAGCCUAAGAAAUGAAGGCCUCUGUAGCAAUGCUGCUGAAGAACCACCCAGCACAAACCCAGUUUUGGUGUCUCCACAUGUGAUGGCCCUGGAGAAUGCCCUGUGUAACCUGGAAGACCAAGCCACAUCUGACACCUUGGAGGGGGCGGCAAGAACACUUCUGCCAGUGCCCCUGGUGGAGUGUGCCAAGGAAUAUGCUCCAGCGAGUCUUGAUGUCAGCCCCGGGGGGUUGCCUAUCCUGUUGCCAUACCCAAUCUCCAUGAAAGAGACAGGAUCUGCCCCUGUGGCAUCUCUGGACAGUGGCAUAACUGUUGAGCAACAGUCUGCUACCCUGCUUGUAGCGAAGGAUGAGCAAGAUAAUUCCAGUUCAGACCUGAGGUCAUCAUCAGGUGCUACUUGCAAGCUCGGAGCUGGACUUGCACAGACCGGUACAGAUAUAUUGCACCCAUUACAGCAGAGUGAACAGCUGAGUGAUGAGAGGGAGGCAUCUGUCAUCCCAUUACCCGAGAGAGAAGAACAGAAAGAUUAUUGUAUCACUCAAGAGACCAGUCAGGAGACAGAGUGUUUGCAAGUGGAUCACGAAGAGCAGGCUGCAGUAAAACUAGGUGGACAGAACACAGAUGGUGUAGACAGCCUGGUGAUGAAAGAGGAAACCUUAAUCCCAAAUUAUCCCACCACAGGGGGUUCAGAUAUUGAAAACUGUGGAACAGUUGUUGAUGGCCAGAGUCUUGUGGGGUUGAGUGUUGCCAUCAGCCAGUGUAGCAAUGAUGCAGCAGGGAACAAAGGGGAUGAAUGCCAUCCAGUUUUUCCAGAGAAGUUCAGGGAGCAGUCUGUGCCUGUUCCUACCACAUCCGAUAUCACCUUGGAUCUUUCAAACCUGACACUGGCAACUGCAAUUGAAGGACAAAACAAGGGUUUUCUGUUGGAAAAGGCAUGCCCAGAUGAAGCUCCAGGUACACAACCAGGAAUCCUCUUCACUACCGAAAGAGAAAAUCACAGUGUAGCUUUACUCAUUAGCUCCGAGCUUGCCAGUGUGCCCUUGUUGUCUGAGGAGAAUGAAGAGCAAACACCAAGGACUGUGUCUGAAGGCAGAGCAGAGCAAUUUGGCAGCAGGGAAAUCACACAAGCUGAACAUGUGAGUGGAGGAAGCAUCACUGUAGCUGGCUCAGAAAAUCUUGUGCAUCUUGUGAAGGAAGAUUCUGUUGUAGAUGAAAGAUUGUCACUGGGGGAAAGUGUAGGAGAUGCUGCAAGUGAGAGUGAGCUCAUUAAACAAGGAAAUGUCACACCUGAAGAAAACAAAGACAUUUCUUUGGGACAGCAUAGAAGUCUUGAGAGGGCAGUUUUAACAAGUCCAACUGUGCACGAAGAAGUAAACUGUUCCCAAGGGACACUGCUAACCUUUGAUAGUUGCACAAAGCAGGACAGCCCUGACAUUAACUGGGAUGAUCAUAGAAGCUCUCCGGUAGAUGCUUCUAAAAAUGUUACCAGUGGCAAGGCUUUGGGAAAGGAUGCCAGUUCUGAAUGGAGUCUGCAUACGCUCAAAGCUCAUUUACCUGAUUUAAGUCUGGGAUCAGAGACAGAGAAAACAGCCACAAAUGAAAACAUGCAUACAAGCCCACAGUCUGUCAAAACACUAUAUUUACAAGGGGGGAAAUGCUCACAGAGCUGUGAUCUUUUAAAUCUCAGUGCAGAAGAUGCGCCACUUCACUUUCCAGAGUCUAGCAUGGCAGACAAAGUUUGUUUAGCAGAUGUACAUGGUUCACUGCUGAUGCACUCAGAGGACAAUGCUGUUAUGCAAAAUAAGCAGAACAGAUCUGGGGAUCAAACAUUUGCUCAGAGAACUGAAGGGGAGUUGGAAGGCCAAGUUGAGCAUGAAAUAACAUCUGAAGGCAACCAAGCAUCCCCAGAAAAAAUACCAGUUCCUAAAGCAGAAACAGAGCAUCAGGACUUAAAAGAAUCAGCAAAAGAAUCGGAAUGUGUUUCAGUAGAAAAAGCAACACUCCAGGAGAAUAUAUCCCCUUCUGAAAGCAAAAAGCAUAGCCAGAUAGAUUGCCCUGAUGCUGACUAUGUACCUGUGACUGUUGCUGAACAAAGCGAUACUGUGGAUGAGAAAGUAAGUAAUGAAACCAGACAGGGGGAAUACAAAACAGAAAUGAAAAGUCAAACAGCUGACACAACUUUGGCUCCAAAACCCAAAAGCAAAUUGGACUCCCCGCAGCAAGUACGGCAGGAACAAGUGACUGAAGAAAAUGAGCAAGGCAUGAAAGAGGAUGCUUGUGGCAGCCCGCCACCACAGCCCAUGAGCAGGGUGGAGACUGGUUCUCAGCUGCUGGAGUCUGCAGACGUGAAGGAUAGCAGUAUAAGGGACCCUAAAUAUGCACUAGAGAGUAAUGGUGCAUCUUCGGAAGUUCUUCAUGGAAAGACCAUGGAUGUACAACAGAUUGUGGACACUUUGAUACCAUCUCCACAAGCAGAGCUGAAAGAUAGUCCAAAGCCUCUUGCUUCAGCUGGCAGUAAUCAACAGCACAUUUCCAGCACAGAACUCAAAGGCCUGGAUGACAAUUAUCUGACAGCAGUUACAAAUCCCGAUGAACAAGAGCCUAAUGAAAAGCCCCCAGAAACCAAAAAUUCACUGGUGGUAAACCAACCCAAUGACCAUCCGGGGCUUUAUGAAAGUGAAAAGAAUGUUACUGCAGAUGUUCUACAUCAACCCCAAACAGUUCUUUGUGGGUUAGAGAUGAAACUGAAUGAUCCCACAACUGGCACGGAUGAAAAUGCACCCUUAUCGAGUAUUUCUGAAUCUGUGGGAGGUUAUAUGCAAGAUCACAACCUGCAAACCGUAGCACAUUCACAGGCAGAAGGAAGUUGUUUCAACAAAGAAAACUUCAGCAAGUCUGCUCAAGAGACUUCUAAUUCCCUGAGUUCGGACCAUCCUCAUGAAGAAAUAGGUCUCAGGGAGGCACUGACUAAAGAAGCUGUCAUAAAUGAACAAUCAGAGGGACUAACAGACGGCACAGAACGAAGCAAUGGUAGUGUUACAGAGUGCAUUCCAUUCACACAGAAUGCAGUCACUGCCAAUGCUGAACAGUCAUUGCUAGUGGAUUUUAAAGUAACUUGUGCAGAUGAUUCUAAGAACAACAGGACUGACCUUAACCUGUCAAGUAAAAUAGCAGAAUUGGCAGAAAAAAGCUCAGACAUAGAAAUGAAGGAGAGGCCAAGUUUGACAGAAAAACUCAGACUGCAAGAUGAACCUGGAAAAAUAAGUUGUGAAAGGGCAUCUCAUUUCAUGGCUGCUGAAAACACAGAAGCACAGGAAUAUCCUCCUGUGUUACCUGAAAUCAAAGACAUUUCUUCAAGUGGUGUAUCAUAUAAAACAGACAGUAUUGAACAGUCCGAGUUAAUACCUGCUGGCUCUCAAACACCUCUGGCAGCCCUUUCUGAUGAUCAGCACUGCAGAAUGAUCCAGCAACUCAUAAGCUCUGUGCACGAUGGCAAUGUGGGUGAAUUACAAAAAGAGCUAGAAGUUACAGCAUGCCAGAAUCUCUUGGGUGCUGCUGCAGCAGCUGCUACACCUAUACAGUUAGACAAUACUUCGGCAGAGAAAAGCACAACAGAUCAAAAGAGCCCUGAUGUACUGCAUUUCGACAAUAUUCCUGCAGAUGCCAUCCCAGGGAAUGAAUCUGUAAUUCCUAAUGAAAGCUUGCUUUCAGAAGAGGGUCUAACUAUACGAAACUCUUCUCAGGCUGGACAGCUUGAACGAAAUUUGUCACCAUUUAAUUUCAUGAAGCUGCAGACUGAGAUCUCAACAAUUAAAACGAAAGGAGCAAAAAGUGAUGUAAACUUCAAAGCCCAGCAAUUUGACAGCUCGGUAGAAAAUCUCUUCAGCUUUUCAAGCUUUGAAGAGAAGCUUUUGAACCUUUCAUCUUUUGGUAAGCAAGCAGACUGUAAUGAGGGCAUUGCAACAAAUAUCACCUGUGCAGAUGACAAGCACAGCAAGAGCUCAGAUGACACGGGGAAUAAGGAAAAGAGCAACUGUGUUUUGGAGGAAAAUUUUAGCAUCCCCAAGAUGGAAACCCCCAUGCAGUCUGCAGGGACCACUGAAAAAGAUCCGGAUGGUUCACAUUCCAGGGGCUUCAGUAUUGGCUUUUUGGAUUUCAGGAAGCAUAUUAGCAAAAUUUUUGAGAAGACAAUUCCAAAUACACCCAUUGCAGAAUUACCCAACCUUUCAGUUGAAAACAGUUCGGGUGAUGGGGGCAGCCCAAUGCCUAAGGAAAUACUGGAGUGUAAGCAAGAAUUAGAAGAGGCUGAAGAAAAGAAUGAAAACGGAGAACCCAAGAGUGUCCAGAAAACAGAAGAACGUACAUUGCCUUUAGAAGCUAGGAGCUGUGAUGGCGUAACUGAUAAAGGAAUAUUACAGGAGGAAAAAUUAUUCACAAAUGCUCAGGAUUCUUGUUUGCCAGGUGCCUUUUCAGAAAAGACCCUUUUUGGUGCAUAUUGUUUAAGUGAAGAAGCUUUGUCAAGUUUGCCAGAGUUAGAUAUUAAGGGAGACAAUAGGAAUGUGAAGACAAGGGAAAGUGAAUGCUUCAGUGCCACAAGCAGUGACCAUGAUGAGAAUGAUGUGAGCCUGGAAAGAGGAGAGUUGCAACCUGCAAAUUUUCUUAGCUCAGAAAUAGGGAAUCUACCUCCCACUUCUGGCGAUGAACUGUCUUUAGUGAUUGCUGCCUCUCAAGAAGUUCUGAAGAAUGAUUUUGACAGAACUGUUGCUGCAGAAGCAGAAGAAGGUAAUUUAAUUAGUGUGUGUAAAACAGAAGCAGCUUCAUCUGAAGAAGAAAGACACCAAAUCCAGUGCUGUGUUCCAGGGCCAAUAGAAGACAAAGGGAAUGGUAAGAAUGCUGUUGACCUAGGCAACACAUCCGUGCAGCCAUCUCUUGAAGAUGUUUUUCAUGUAUACAUACCACAAAUGGAACAGUCCAGGAUAUUGCCUGGGGAGAACAAGAGCAAAUCCACUUGCAGUGAACUUUUGGAUGAAAAAGCACUUCAAGAAAAAGUGUUUAUGACACCAGAUGCCUUUGGAAGUACAAAAUGCUUGCAGACAUCAACAGAUGUUCAAGAGCAAGAGAAAGGGCAGGACACAGCACUUCAUGGGCUAAUAGAGGAAUUUAAAAAUAAGGUACACCCUGAUGAUUUUUCCGCAGAUUGCUGCAAACCAGUAUCUAGCAGUGGGAGUGAGGAAUGUGUAGAAGAAGCAAAUGACACUUUGUUGAACAAAGUGGAAACAGAAGCAAAUAUUUCUGUUGACAUCCUUAGAACAGGUAUUACGAGCACGUUAUUAACUGAUGACUGUGCCUCAGCUUUGCAAUCCAGCAUGUGCUGUCAAGGGACUGAUGCAACUAAGCCCUCAGAAGACAUUCAAGGGAUGGAGCAAAACGUGUAUACAGAUGCUGAAGUCACUGCUGCAAAUCAGUGUACAGAAGAGAAUUUGGCAUAUGGGAAGUCCAUUCAGGAUGUCCAGGAGAAAGGAUCAAGCCCCUCAUUCCCAGAAACUGAGCAAAGCCUUCCUAGUGAACUGCAAACCCUGGCUGCAGAAGGAUUACCUGAUGAAAGCAAUAUUCCUGUGCUCUGUCAUUCUCUCCUUGCUGUACCUGAGAAGGACGCUAUAGCAGCCAAACGUACCUCUGGUGAGGCAAGAGAUGACAUCAGAGUAGAAAGCUCUUCCCCUGUUUCUGGUGAUCUCAUACAAUCAGUGCCCGAUGCAAAACUUUCUGAAGAGCCACUGACCACCUUUUUCUCAGCUGGGCAUGAUGCUGCUCUGGGUUCUGCUGCACUGACUGCAACAAGCAUUUCUCAACUGGGGGAUUGCCAAGAUACUGACAGCACCAUCACAGCUGUUUCUGACCUAAAAUCCUUGACUCCAGAACCAGCUACUGAAGCCCAGGAACCUGUUCAAGAAAACAGUAAACUUCCUGUGGAAAGCAAGAGGAGUUCAGAUUCUGAAGAAGCAUUUGAGACACCUGAAUCUACCACUCCUGUGAAGGCUGCGCCUCCUCUACCACAGCCACCACCUGAGGUUGCAGCAUUUGACAUAGAGGAACAGGAAGUCAGACCGCAGCUCCCAUCAGAGGACACAGGAUUUUGUUCUGACACCAUAUCAAUAACUGAUGUUUCACAUAGUGAAUCGGUGGAAGGAAGCCCAUUUCACCCUCCUUCCCACUCAGUUUCUACUGUUUUUGAUGAAGACAAGCCCAUCGCUAGCAGUGGGACUUACAACUUAGACUUUGACAAUAUUGAUGUUGUAGAUUCCAUACAAGUUACAGAUUCUAGCUCUCUGGACACAAGAAGUCGUGACUCCAAGUCGCAUGUUCGAAGAAAAUCCACAGAUUCUGUUCCAAUUUCCAGAUCUACUUUGUCUCGGUCCCUUAGUUUGCAAGCUGGUGAUUUUGAUGGAACAUCUUUUCUUGGGAAUAACGAGACAGCAGGUUCAUCAACAGAUACAUUUGGUACUGGUUCAAGCAGUGCUUCUAGCACUCUUAAGCGCACAAAGAAACCUAGGCCAGCUUCCUUAAAGAAAAAACAGGUAGCCAAAAAAUCUCUGGAAGUUCCACCAGUGAAAGAGCCAGGACCACCUGACAUAAAACAAGAUUCUGCUGCCUCAAGUGAAGAAAAAGUGUCUGAAGAGAGGUUGGAACCCCCUGAGUCUGAGUGUACGGGGACUCCCCAAAGUGCUGCUAAAAAACAGGGGGUCCCUCCUCAUCCAUCAGCAGCCUACCCACUUGACCCAAAUAACCUUGAGGAGAUUAAUACAUCUGGUGCUAGAGUUCAGAAUUCUCCCCCUGCCAGCAAGAAAGUCCUUCCUGUUACGACGGCACCAGAAGCCGUAGAGGUGGCACCCUCAGACACUGGGGGUCCAGAAGAGCCUCCGGUGAAAGGGUUAGCGGUGAGGUUGGAAUUUGAUUAUUCUGAGGAAAAAGGCAGUGGUGAGGAGCAGCAGGGAAGCCCCUCUCUGCCCAAAAAAGUGGGCAAAAAGCCUGGUGCCAAAAUGCCCCUCAGGAGGCCAAAGACAAAAAAGACUGGGGAGAAGCUUGACAAUGCUCCUGCCACCCCAACUAAGGCUCCCGCUGAUCCAAGUGACAUUCCUGUUCCCAAAGGCUCUUAUACUUUUGAUAUUGACAAAUGGGACGACCCUGACUUCAACCCUUUUUCUUCCACUUGCAAAAUGCAGGAUUCUCCUAAAUUGCCUUCACAGACAACAAUGUACAGUUUUGAUCCAGACAUGCAUGAGGAUGCUAUUGAUCCUUUCAAGCCUUCUUCAAAGGUAGCCAGCUCUCCCACGAAAUCUCCAGCCUCCUUUGAGAUACCAGCAAAUGCCAGCGAAAUCAAUGGGACUGAAGGAGAUGGCCUAAAUAAACCUGCAAAAAAGAAGAAGACACCACUCAAGACUGAUACUUUUAGGGUGAAAAAGUCACCAAAAAGAUCUCCAUUGUCUGAUGCACCUUCACAGGAGUCCACGCCACUGCCUACUGCUGAAACACCCUCUGUUGUAUCCACUGUGGUUCAUGCAACAGAUGAGGAAAAACUGGCAUCCUCAGUGGGCAACCAGAAAUGGACUUGUAUGACAGUGGACCUAGAUGCAGAUAAACAAGAUUAUCCUCAGCCAUCGGAUCUGUCAACUUUUGUAAAUGAAACCAAGUUCAUAUCUCCUACAGAAGAGUUGGAAUAUGGCAACUCAUAUGAAAUAGAAUAUAUGGAGAAGAUAGGCUCUUCCAUACCUCAGGAUGAUGGUUCUCAGACAAAGCAAUCUCUGUACCUUAUGUUCGAUGCACAGCAAGAGAGUCCGGUCAAGUGUCCUCCAGUCCGAUUAUCAGAUUCUACAACUCCUUGUUCUGGGUCAAGCUUGGAAGAAACAGAAACCCAGUUGCCCUCUGGAAUGAAGCUACAGCAUCCGGCGUCACGAUCCCUGGCUGCUAGCCAGGAACCAUCCCUGCAGGCUUCGGACAAAUCAAAAGCAAAAGAGCUGGUGCCCAUGGCCUUAGGGACUGCUUCUAACACCAUUGACAUAACCACAUCUGACGACCCCUUUGUCUCUGCUGAUGCUCUUCUCAGUAGAAUAUCUCAUCCACCUUCAGUGUGUGAUCAGCUUCAGUAUCUAGAGCCUGACUUAGCAGAAAAGAAUCCCCCAGUAUUUGCUCAGAAACUUCAGGAGGAGUUAGAGUUUGCUGCAAUGAGGAUAGAAGCCCUGAAGCUAGCCAGACAAAUUUCCCUGUCUUCUUUCAGCUCCUUAGAUACUGAGAGAGACCCUGCAGUCUCAGCUGAUGUUUCCAUCCCCAAAAGUGCACUGUACUCCUCCCGGAUAGGCAGCUCAGAGGGUGAAAAUACCUCAGGUUUGCUUUACCACCAGCAAGAUUUGGAUUCUGCAUUGAGAGUAGCCAGAGAAGAGAUUGUGGCUAAGGAAAGAGAGAUAUCGGAAUGGAAAGAGAAAUAUGAAGACAGCAGGAGAGAAGUCCUAGAAAUGAGGAAAAUCGUUUCAGAGUAUGAGAAGACAAUUGCUCAGAUGAUAGAGGAUGAGCAGAGAGAAAAAUCAAUGUCCCAUCAUACAGUCCAGCAGCUGCUUAUAGAAAAAGAGCAAGCACUAGCGGACCUGAACUCUGUGGAAAAAUCACUAGCGGAUCUCUUUAGAAGAUACGAAAAAAUGAAAGAAGUUCUUGAAGGGUUUAGGAAGAAUGAAGAAGUAUUAAAGAAGUGUGCACAAGAAUAUUUAUCAAGAGUGAAAAAGGAAGAACAGAGAUACCAUGCUCUUAAAAUUCAUGCAGAGGAAAAACUGGACAGAGCCAACGCUGAAAUUGCACAAGUCCGUGGCAAGGCUCAGCAAGAACAAGCAGCUUACCAAGCCAGUCUUCGUAAAGAGCAGCUGAAAGUGGAUGCAUUGGAAAGAACACUGGAACAAAAGAAUAAAGAAAUAGAAGAACUGACAAAGAUUUGUGAUGAACUGAUUGCCAAAAUGGGGAAAAGCUAACUUUUAACCAAAAUCUUGGAUUUCAACCUUGAGUGCAAUAUGACCAUUGGCACACUGGUGUCCACACAUAGGUGUGAACAGGAUCUAUUUUCACUUUUUUGUAUGCACUACUGUCUUUUUUCUUUCUUGAUAAUGUUAAUUUGAUUGUAUGCAGUACUAAGAAGACUAUCAGAAUUCCUUGCUAUUGUUUGCAAUUUUUUUCCUAGUAUAAUUCAUAGCAAGUUGAUAUCAAAAGUUCCUGUAUCAGGGAGAUUUGUCAAGUUCUUUAAUAAAUUACAGUUGCUCAUCCUAGCCUUCCCUUUGUACAUGAGUUCCCAUGUUGGAUGUCUUUUUUGGUUUUAAUAUAAAUGUGUAUUACUUGCAUGGGGACUCUUGCCUUAAGGAGUGUAAAUUUGAUCUGCAUUUGCUGAUUUGUAAAAUAAAAUUAAAACUUGAAAAAUC
Varanus komodoensis (Komodo dragon) is the source of this 13482-nucleotide messenger RNA. It is a transcript of the gene TACC2, whose product is annotated as transforming acidic coiled-coil containing protein 2. Gene Ontology annotation, cellular component: cytoplasm. The record is from RefSeq and is a predicted model, not a curated record. The transcript is spliced from 26 exons. NCBI's taxonomy places the organism in Eukaryota, Metazoa, Chordata, Lepidosauria, Squamata, Varanidae. The coding region runs from base 3685 to 13041 and encodes 3118 amino acids. Gene Ontology annotation, biological process: mitotic spindle organization; cell population proliferation; cerebral cortex development.